Molecule: messenger RNA, 1686 nt
Organism: Enterobius vermicularis (human pinworm)
Lineage: Eukaryota; Metazoa; Nematoda; Chromadorea; Rhabditida; Oxyuridae
Source: the annotation of a GenBank genome assembly
AUGGGGUGGCGCGAUGAAGCGUUCUUAGAAAAAUUAAAAUCCCCAGUACUUGUAGUUGGAGCCGGCGGAAUUGGAUGCGAAUUGUUGAAAGAUUUGGUUCUGUCAGGUUUCUCCAAUAUAGAAGUUAUUGAUUUGGAUACAAUUGACGUCAGUAAUCUAAAUAGGCAAUUUUUAUUUCGUCGAGAACAUGUUGGGCAGCCCAAGGCUAAGGUUGCUGCAGAAGCUGUUCGAAAGCUCGCUCCGAAUUUGAAAAUUGUGGACCAUUGCGCUUCUAUAUUUGAUGAGAGUUAUGGCUUUGACUUCUUCCAGAAAUUUGCUUUAGUUUUCGGCGCGUUGGAUAAUCGAGCUGCAAGGGCACACAUAAAUAGACUAUGUUUGGCUGCAAGGGUACCUUUAAUUGAUGGUGGUUCCGCUGGGUAUCGAGGGCAGGUUAGUGUCAUCAUUCGCGAUCGUACUGAAUGCUAUGAAUGUGUGCCAAAACCAACAAGGAAGACCUAUCCAGGUUGCACUAUAAGAAAUACUCCAUCAGAAAUGGUUCACUGUGUUGUUUGGGCAAAACAUCUUUUCAGCCAAUUGUUUGGAGAGAUUGACGCGGAGAAUGAGGUCUCACCUGACGUUAGUGAUAGGGAUGCAUUUGAUGGGCAGGAUGAGGCUAUGAGUAAUGGGAACGAAAACGGUAAGACUGACGGUGAGGGUGAAGACGGUGCUGGAGUAGUUAGUGUAAGGGAAUGGGCGACUGUAAAUUCUUACAACCCUGAAGUUCUUUUCCGUAAAUUUUUCCACGACGAUAUCAAUUAUUUGCUAGAAAUGACUAAUUUAUGGAAAGAACGUCGUAAACCAGUACCUUUAGAUUGGGAUGACCUACUAAAUCAGAAUCCCGGAUCAAGCAGUAGAGACUCAGAUGGAGCGGUGUGGACUCCUCUGCAGUGCAGAGAGCAUUUCGAAAGUGCUUUGAAGGUUUUAAAAGAAAGGGCUAAGGAAGGGACAAUCCUUAAUUGGGACAAAGAUGACGACGCAUCAAUGAAUUUCGUUGGGGCAUGCUCAAACCUUCGUGCUUUUAUUUUUAACAUUCCUUUGAAGACGCUUUUUGAGCUUAAAUCCAUAGCUGGAAAUAUUAUUCCAGCAAUUGCGACGGCAAAUGCUAUUGUUGCGGGAAUGGCAGUCGUUGAGGCUAUGAAAAUAAUCUCUGGGCGCGAUUCAAUGUUGCGAAAUAUCUUUAUUCAACCUUCUCCAGUUGGACGUUUUUGGAGGAAGCUACUAUCUGAUGAAAUACCAGUACAGCCAAAUCCUAAAUGUUACGCUUGCUCAAAACGUCGGGAAGUGAUUGUCAAAAUGAAUACUGCGAAAACUUCAAUGCGUGCUUUGGAAAAGAAGCUUUUGAAAGGCUUGCUUGCUAUGAAGGACCCUGAUGUUAUUGUAGCUGGCACUCCUAAUUUGAUCUUGUCCAGUGAGGACGGUCUUGCCGAAGAGAUGGCAGGAAAGAUGGUGGAAUCUGUUGGUGUUGUAAACAGUACAAUUUUGGAGUGUGACGACUUUCAACAGAAAUUUGAAUUGCGAGUCCGAGUUGUUCAUAGCGACGAAAUGGAAGCUGAUCAGUUCGUAAUACUUACGGAUUCCGAAGAAACAAAUAAUGGUUUGUUUUAUUUUUUUACAAUACUCAAUAAUUCUGCUCAUUUGCUUUUAUAA